Coregonus sp. 'balchen' is the source of this 14351-nucleotide messenger RNA. The record is from the annotation of a GenBank genome assembly. NCBI's taxonomy places the organism in Eukaryota, Metazoa, Chordata, Actinopteri, Salmoniformes, Salmonidae.
GAUGGCAACGCCACCUGUUGCUAAGCGAGCUCCGACGACCUCUUUCUUUCGCUCCCCUCCUCUGACAAAAAAUCCACUUUCCGGCAUUUAACAGUGGCCACAUCCCGUCUGACUGCGCACUGCUCUCCAUUGCGAAGUAGAGGUCUGUCACUUUCCUGGCUAGGGUGUACGCACGAAAAUCACCUCCUGGUUUAACCUGUUGUAAUAGGCUAUCUAUAUUUUUACAGUGGAAUUGUGCACUGCAAUAGGCUAGUUUACGAAAAAUAUAUAAUUGUACUGCAACUUCUUCUGUAAGGUAUUUUUUUAGGUUAUCAGGUAAACCUUAGAAACAGAACUAUAAAAAAAAGAAAAGCGCAUUGAGAAAAAUAGGCUAUUUUCGUGAUCCCGAUCAUGUCUGGCGAAGAGGCACCGGUACAACAGCAGCAAGAACCCACAGAGGAGAAGACAGAGAACCCACCUACUGAGGAACCUCCAUCGGAGGCAGCCCAAGAGGGUGAGCCAUCCCCCGCGGAAGAGCCAGUAGACGAGCCUGCGGCGGCGACCCCGGACAAAGCGCCUGUGGCUCCCGAGGAGGAAGUUUUCACCUAUCGUGCUUUGUUCCUAACGGGCUAUGGAGGCUAUGACAAAGUGAAGCUCCAGAUGAAAAAGGGAAAGCCAAGCCUGAAGAGCGCAGAGGUGCUGGUGCGGGUCAAGGCGUGUGGUCUGAACUUCGCCGAGUUGUUGGGGAGACAGGGGUUGUAUGAGCUGCUGCCGUCGCCGCCCGUCACGCCCGGGAUGGAAUGCUCGGGCGUGAUUGAAGCCUUAGGGGAAGAGGUGACGGAUAGAAAAGUGAGUCUAAAAACAUAACAUCUUGUUUCUUUCAAGCCUUUUCUUUCUUUCUUUGUGGCAGCCUGUUGUUCAUAAUUUCUAUUCAAAUUAAAUUCAUGGGCGAGGCCCGCCCAAUCAAUAAAUCAAGCGUAGCCCUUUUUGUCCAUGCACACAACCGUUAUAUAGGCUAUAAUAUUUUAUUGAGGAGUCGUGCACCAUAUAAUGGUUACCAGUACAGUAUGACAGCACUGGUUCGGCGCUCCUUUAUAUGAUUUAUCUCUUUAAUAUAUUUCUUUCUGCCUUCAUAUCAUUUUGUUAGUUAUUCAUGCAGUCACAAGGUUGAAACAAUAUUGUGUCUCUGUAUGACAGAGUUAUUACAAGAUAAUAAACAUUUUAGUUGUUUUCAUCCUUGGCCACAUUAUUGUCUUGAGUUUAGUAGCAAAUAUUGGGCUACUGUAAUAGCAGUGAGCAUAUUCUGUCUUCCCAAUGAAAGUCACAUAUCCUGUGGUCAGGUGGUGUGCCUUCCUGCUCCAUAUCUUGAUUUGUUAUAACACCUCCAAGAACCUGUUGAGAUGUCAUUAUUAGAGGUUGGGGUUAAGAACUUUGGUUCUCCCCUGUCUCAAUUUGUGCCCUCUAUGAUACUUUCUGACCGUGAAUAUACGAAGUGAGGUGAGAUGUGAAAUGAGUGAUGACACUGACACUGCCUUGCUGUGCAUAGAGCAUUCCCCCAAGGGCUAUCAACUCAUGUGGGUGUAACGCUGCAAUGACAUGAUCCAGUCUAUUUGAUAAAGGGCUCUGAUAUAAUAUGUUGAUAGCAGCAAUAUUUCCUUUGGUGUGUGUGUGUGUGUGUGUGCGUGUGCGUUUUGGCCCAUGUUUUGUGCAGUUGUUUGCCGAUGUGCAAGGUGAGCCUGUGUGAGUCUGUCUGUCUGUCUGUCUGUCUGUCUGUCUGUCUGUCUGUCUGUCUGUCUGUCUGUCUGUCUGUCUGUCUGUCAGACCUUCCCCAAACAAAUGGCUAGAAGAAUCCUAUAGAAGGACAGCACAUUCUUUCUGCACAACUGGCCACAAGACACCUAACCACCACCAACAACAACAACAGCCUAGAGUCAGAAUGCUGCCUGAUCUGCAGACAAUAAAAAUACAGAACCCAGCUGCUGCCUAUAGAGUCUGUUUUGGGAGUAGCCUAGGCUUGGACCUGUUCCUGUUUCUGAUUAUGCUGAGCUCAGUUUGUGUCUUUUGGCCAACAUGGUCUCAUCAAACUCACUGUUUUAUCCACGUUUGUCCAAACUGCCGCUUUGGCCAAAUCAGUGAAGCUAUCCAGAGGUGGACUGAGGGCGGGGCUGUUUCGGAUGAGGUCACAUGGGAUAUUUUCUGGGCUGAAACAGACACCAGAUUUGGGUCGUAUUCAUUAGGGCAAGCAUUGCAACAUUUUAAAGCUUUUUGCAAUGAAAAAACUGAAAUUAGCAUUUCUUACUGGACAAAUUCAAUUAGUCCCUCUCUGUUUCAGUCCAUUUUCGUCCGUUUGGUACAAAUGAAUACAACCCUGUUUUAAUAUCUUCAGCCUUGGUGAAUCCUCUUCUCCCAUCCUAAAAAGACAGUAAUGGUGUGAUCAGAUUGGUCAGUGAUCACAUGAUGUCAACCGUUAACAUAUUCACUUAUUGAGCAUAAAGCCCCACCCACAUUUCCACCUUUUCCUCAGUGCCGUUUGUUUUUUCCGUGUCCCUUGUUUUUCUCUUUUAGUCAUUCUUUCCUGGUAUGUGUUAUUGACUGGUUCUGUUAAAUACUCAACCACCACUUCCACAGAAUGUUCCUGAACAAUGGCCUAUUUUCAAAUAGAAGUUUCAUAGAGGUUCUCUUAGGUCUCAAUUGGUCAUGCACCCUUUGUGCAGACUUUGAGAUCAGUGACCACAUGAAAUGCAGUGUGGGCAAUGUGAUCUGUGAGUCAUGAGUACUUUAUUGUCAUGUGUUUGUGAGCAGCAGGAAGAGAAGCAACCCGUACAUCUUGAGGAAAUACAAACAGGAAAUGUUUUAGUAUUCAGAGACCGAUUGGACCACUUUCCUGCGUCUUCCGCCUCUAGGCCUCUUUCGAAACACAAAUGAAAAGUCUAUGGCUUGCCUGGUCCCAGAUCUGUUAGACAAUGACCAUAGGAGUUGGGCAAGACCGCAACAAUUGAUCUGGCCCCAGGCAAGUAAGUCAGCAGUGCUCUCCUGACAUGGGAGAUUCAGCAGUUGCAGGAGUGCAUCUCAAUAAAGACCUCUCCUCCUCUCCUUCAUAAUAUACACAAGGACCAUAGAAAUAAACUUCCCAGUUGGCAACCACCACAAUAUUACUUUCAUCAGAAAACUUUGCCACUCAACAAAUAGUUGUUAGGAUUUUCACUGUGUUUAAGUGUGUUUUGACUUGUGACCCAUGUGAAAUGUACUUUAAAUAAAUCCUGAUUCUAUUUUAUUUAACACAAUCUCCAUCUCUCUCCCCCCUCCCUCGCUCAGGUGGGUGACCGUGUGUUGGUGUUGAGUCGUCACGGUCUGUGGCAGGAGGUGGUGGGUGUGCCCGCUAGCCACACUUUCAUCAUGCCUGAGUCAAUGAGCUUCGAGGAGGCGGCGGCCCUCCCCGUCAACUACCUGACGGCCUACAUUAUGCUUUUUGAGAUGGCCAACAUCAGGGCCGGACAGAGCAUCCUCAUCCACAUGGCAGCAGGUACAGUAGUGGUGGACACACACACAAGAGUGCAAACACACACACACAUACACACUCACACAAGUACACAUACAUUGUUACAAGCAUACACACACGCUCACAUAUGUUUACUUACCGGAAUGUGACUGAUUAAACAUUGAGUAGCACACACAUGUCACAUACAAACACAUACUAGAAACAUUUACCCCUUUCCCCACCACUCACACACAAACACACUCCACAGCCCCAGAGGGUCCCCUCGCAACCACGGUAGUACUGUAUAACACAGGCCUAUUCAGUGGUGCAGAUGAAUGGCCUUAGAAUGGGAGACUGCCCAGUAUAUAGCGUAGGUGGAUAUACAAGUCUGUAGUGACUCCCCUGUCCUUUUGCCCUGAAACAAUAUGCCUCCAUUUCCAUGGCAACGCCACCUCUUACCUCUUAGGAUAACACCGUACAAACAUGCAGUACCUUAGCCAACUGACAACAUAGAUCGUUAUCAUCCUGUUUCUUUGCUAACACUCGACAUUUCACAUUUUUUGUGAGCUUCAUGGCCUUGAAAAAACAAAAUAAAGAAGGAUAAGAUAACUUGGGUUUGGUUUAUACUGUACUGCAGCGUUUCCUAAACUAGGGGUCACGGCCCCAUGUUGGGUCACCUGAUUUGAAAAUGACGAUGCGAGAUAAAAAAAAAAAUAGAAAUGCUUGGUUCAUAGAACCGCGGUUAUGUGAGUAACCUUCGCGCUCCGCUAUUAGUGGUUGGAACAAACAGAACGGUUUCUGUUUUCUUCCUACAAAUUGGGCUCUACCUUUUUGAACAGACACAAAUUAGGGGCUCUAUUUUAACAAACUUAACACAAUGGUAAAUCUUAGUGCUGGCAGUAGCGCUAUAGGUCCAGGGGUGUGUGAGAAAUAUUUUUAUGGGCGCAGUAGCUGGCAACGGUGGUGCGAAAGGGCACGCCUCAACCAACGUGGAAUAGACAUUGAAUUACUGUCUGUGCCCAGUGGGUUGUGUUUUGAGUAUCCACUAUCAAAUAAAAUAAAAUAAAACUGUAUUUGUCACAUGCGCCGAAUACAACAAGUGUAGACCUUACAGGGAAAUGCUUACUUACAAGCCCUUAAAUGUAAUACAAUAAAAUAACAAUAACGAGGCUAUAUAAGGGGGUACCGGUACCGAGUCAAUGUGCGGGGGUACAGGUUAGUCGAGGUAAUUGAAGUAAUAUGUAAAUGUACUGUAGGUAGGGGUAAAGUGACUAUGCAUAGAUAAUAAACAGCGAGUAGCAGCAGCGUAAAAAAAGGGGGGGUCAAUGCAAAUAGUCCAGGUGGUCAUUUGAUUAACUGUUCAGCAGUCUUAUGGCUUGGGGUUAGAAACUGUUAAGGACCCUUUUGGACCUAGACUUGGCGCUCCGGUACCGCUUGCCGUGCGGUAGCAGAGAGAACAGUCUAUGACUAAGGUGGCUGGAGUCUUUGAACAUUUUUAGGGCCUUCCUCUGACACGGCCUGGUAUAGAGGUCCUGGAUGGCAGGAAGCUUGGCCCCAGUGAUGUACUGGGCCGUACGCACUACCCUCUGUAGCGCCUUGCGGUCGGAUGCCGAGGGGGAAUAGGCAUUGGCUUGGUGUGUUUGGACCAUGAUAGUUAAUUGGUGAUGUGGACACCAAGGAAUUUGAAGCUCUCGACCUGCUCCACUACAGCCCUGUCGAUGAGAAUGAGGGCGUGCUCAGCCCUCCUUUUCCUGUAGUCCACAAUCAUCUCCUUUAUCUUGGUCACAUUGAGGGAGAGGUUGUUGUCCUGGCACUACACUGCCAGGUCUCUGACCUCCUCCCUAUAGGCUGUCUCAUCGUUGUCGGUGAUCAGGCCUACCACCGUUGUGUCGUCGGCAAACUUGGCCAUGCAGUUGUGGGUGAACAGGGAGUACAGGAGGGGACUAAGCACGCACCCCUGAGGGCCCCCCGUGUUGAAGAUCAGUGUGGCAGAUCUGUUGUUGCCUACCCUUACCACUAUGAAGGGGAGAGUGUGUCAGAUAAGCAGAAUUUCAAGGUUUGCUAAAAGCUUUUAGAGCUUAAGCCUGCCUGUGACACAGCAGUAUGUCUAAAAUACUGCAAGUGAGGCUUUUUGUUGUACGUGGCACCAAAUAGUAUUUGAAGUCUUUCUACUUUAUUUGAGCUUGAUUCAGCUUGCCUAGCUAAAUGGAACCAAUGGAAAGCUAAAUAUGUGUAUGCGACCAAUAAAAUCUGAUUUUGAUCUUGAUUUGAAGUCCCAAAAGUGCCAAACCCGCAGGCUCAAACAAACUCUCAAUGUCUCCAUCACUUCUCUCCUCCAUAAAAUGUCACUUCUAUUAUAUUUCCAUCGCAUCUCUCCUCCAUUAAAUUUCACUUCUAUCAUAUUACCAUCACGUCUCUUUUCUCCGUCAUCCCGUCUCCACUCCAUAAUAUUUCUCCUCCAUCACAAAUCACCUUCAUCAGGAUUCACCUCUGUCACGAUUCUCCUGCAUCCAUGUUUCCUAUAGUAUCUCUCAUGCUAUGCGUCCCUCGUGUCUCUCUCUGUGUCUUGUCCCCUUAUGUCCCUCUACUGUAGGUGGUGUGGGCAUCGCUGCCACCCAGCUCUGCCAGACGUUGGAGGACGUGACCGUGUUUGGCACUGCGUCGGCCAGCAAGCACGAGACCAUCGGCCAGGGGGGGGUCACCCACCCCAUCGACUACCGUACACGAGAUUACGCAGAGGAGAUCCGUAAAAUCAGCCCCAAGGGUAAGGAUGGAUUGGACACGUAGCCUGGUCCAAUAUCUGUUUGUGCUGUCUUGCCAACUCCUAUGGUUAUUGGUGUGACAAUCACCAUAGGAGUUGGCAAGACAGCCCAAAUAGAUCUGGGACCAGGCUAAACGGCGGUAUCAUCAGCAUCACUGAUAGUCAUCUCCUCUUUGAAGUAUUACACUAUAUAUACAAAAGUAUGUGGACACCCCUUCAAAUUAGUAGAUUUGGCCAUUUCAGCCACACCCGUUGCUGACAGGUGUAUAAAAUCGAGCACACAGCCAUGCAAUUUCCAUAGACAAACAUUGGCAGAGAAAUGUCCUUACUGAAGAGCUCAGUGACUUUCAACGUGGCACCGUCAUAGGACACCAGCUUUCCAACCAUUCAGUCAAAUGUCUGCCAUGCUAGAGCUGCCCCAGUCAGCUGUAAUGCUGUUAUUGUGAAGUGGAAAUGUCAAGGAGCAACAACGGCUCAGCCAUGAAGUGGUAGGCCAUACAAGUUCACAGAACGGGACUGCCAAGUGCUGAAGCGCAUAGCGUGCAAAAAUCAACACUCACUAUCGAGUUCCAAACUACCUCUGGAAACAACGUCAGCACAAGAACUGUUCGUCGGGAGCUUCAUGAAAUGGGUUUCCAUGGCCGAGCAGCCGAACACAAGCCUAAGAUCACCAUGCGCAAUGCUAAGCGUCGGCUGGAGUUGUGUAAAACUCGCCGCCAUUGGACUCUGGAGCAGUGGAAAUGCAUUCUCUGGAGUGAUGAAUCACGCUUCACCAUCUGGCAGUCCGACUGACAAAUCUGGGUUUGGCGGAUGCCAGGAGAACGCUACCUGCCCGAAUGCAUACUAACUUUAAAGUUUGGUGGAGGAGGAAUAAUGUUCUGGGGCUGAUUUUCAUGGUUCGGGCUAGGCCCCUUAGUUCCAGUGAAGGGAAAUCUUAACACUUCCAACUUUGUGGCAAACGUUUGGGGAAGGGCCUUUCCUGUUUCAGCAUGACAUUGCCCCCAUGCACAAAGCGAGGUCCAUACAGAAAUGGUUUGUCGAGAUCGAGGUGGAAGAACUUGACUGGCCUGCGCAGAGCCCUGACCUCAACCCCAUCGAACACCUUUGGAUUGAAUUGGAACGCCGACUGCAAGCCAGGCCUAAUCGCCCAACAUCAGUGCCCGACCUCACUAAUGCUCUUGUGGCUGAAUGGAAGCAAGUCCCCGCAGCAAUGUUCCAACAUCUAGUGGAAAGCCUUCCCAGAAGCGUGAAGGCUGUUAUAGCAGCAAAGAGGGGACCAACUCCAUAUGAAUGCCCAUGAUUUUGGAAUGAGAUGUUCGACGAGCAGGUGCCCACAUACUUUUGGUCAUGUAGUGUAUCAUUGCGUACGAUGUAAACUGUAUGUCAAGCCUCUGGAUCAGUGCUAGUGAUCCAUUCGAGCAAAUCAGUUUCCAAUGGUCUCUUUCUCUCAGGAUUGGACGUUGUCCUGGACCCUCUGGGAGGCUCAGACACCCAUAAGGCCUUUAGUUUGCUGAAGCCCAUGGGCACUCUCAUAGUGUUUGGUAAGAGACUAAAUUACUGUUGUUUGUAUUAGUGUUUACAUUACUCGCCUCCUGUCAUCUCAACCGGCGCUCAGUGUUUACCCACCUUUUUCUGUACCAUUACAUCCCUUCCCUACCGGAAAUAAAGAUGAACACAUUCCAUUUGCAAUUCUAACAUGUUCCAUGGCAUGUGAAAUGACUUGAUAACCUGUUUCCAAUACAUUUCAAAUGUAUUUAGGGGGAAUAAAUGCACUCCAAACUAGCUUUUCAAGUGCUAAAAUCCAAUUUGUGUUACAGUAAAAUGUGUUGUUGUGUAAUUAUUAUAUUUCUCUCCAUGUGUCCCUUACUUAAUGACUCCAUUUCCCAGGUGCAGCCAACUGUGUGACGGGUCAGAAGAAGAACCUAUUGGCGGUGGCCAAGACCUGGUACAACCAAUUCACCAUCAACACCCUGAGGCUGAUGCAUGCCAACAAGGCUGUGUGUGGCUUCCACCUGGGCUACCUGAGUGAGGAGGAGGAGCUAAUCACCCAGACCAUGACCACCCUGCUGGAACUCUACACCCAGGGCAAGAUCAAGCCCCGCAUUGACUCCACCUACCACUUUGAACAGGUGGGUGUCUGGGGCUCUGUGUGUGUGUAUAUACACAGGUGCAGUGAAUAUCUAUGAGUAGCUCAAUGGCUAUACAUGAUAUACAGUAUAUAUAUACACUACCGUUCAAAAGUUUGGGGUCACUUAGAAAUGUCCUUGUUUUCGAAAGAAAAGCAAUUUUUUUGUCCAUUAAAAUAACAUCAAAUUGAUCAGAAAUACAGUGUAGACAUUGUUAAUGUUGUAAAUGGCUAUUGUAGCUGGAAACUGCUGAUUAGUAAUGGAAUAUCUACAUAGGCGUACAGAGGCCCAUUAUCAGCAACCAUCAGUCCUGUGUUCCAAUGGCACUUUGUGUUUGCUAAUCCAAGUUGAUCAUUUUAAAAGGCUAAUUGAUCAUUAGAAAACCCUUUUGCAAUUAUGUUAGCACAGCUGAAAACUGUUGUGCUGAUUAAAGAAGCAAUAAAACUGGCCUUCUUGAGACUAGUUGAGUAUCUGGAGCAUCAGCAAUUGUGGGUUUGAUUACAGGAUCAAAAUGGCCAGAAACAAAUAAGUUUCUUCUUAAACUCGUCAGUCUAUUCUUGUUCUGAGAAAUGAAGGCUAUUCCAUGCGAGAAAUUGCCAAGAAACUGAAGAUUUCGUACAACGCUGUGUACUACUCCCUUCACAGAACAGCGCAAACUGGCUCUAACCAGAAUAGAAAGAGGAGUGGGAGGCCCCGGUGCACAACUGAGCAAGAGGACAAAUACAUUAGAGUGUCUAGUUUGAGAAACUGACGCCUCACAGGUCCUCAACUGGCAGCUUCAUUAAAUAGUAUCCGCAAAACACCAGUCUCAACGUCAACAGUGAAGAGGCGACUCCGGAAUGCUGACCUAGGCAGAGUUGCAAAGAAAAAGCCAUAUCUCAGACUGGCCAAUAAAAAUAAAAGAUUAAGAUGGGCAAAAGAACACAGACACUGGACUUUUUCUUUGCAACUCUGCCUAGGUCAGCAUCCCGGAGUCGCCUCUUCACUGUUGACACUGAGACUGGUAUAUAUACAGUACCAGUCAAAAGUUUGGACACACCUACUCAUUCAAGGGUUUUUCUUUAUUUUUACUAUUUUCUACAUUGUAGAAUAAUAGUGAAGACAUCAAAACUAUGAAAUAACACAUAUGGAAUCAUGUAGUAACCAAAAAAGUGUUAAACAAAUCAAAAUAUGUCAUAGAUUUUAGAUUCUUCAAAGUAGCCACCCUUUGCCUUGAUGACAGCUUUGCACACGCUUGGCAUUCUCUCAACCAGCUUCAUGAGGAAUGCUUUUCCAACAGUCUUGAAGGAGUUCCCACAUAUGCUGAGCACUUGUUGGCUGCUUUUCCUUCACUCUACGUUCCAACUCAUCCCAAACCAUCUCAAUUGGGUUGAGGUUGGGUGAUUGUGGAGGCCAGGUCUAUAACAUAUUUUGAUUUUUUUAACACUUUUUUUGGUUAAUACAUGAUUCCAUAUGUGUUAUUUCAUAGUUUUGAUGUCUUCACUAUUAUUCUACAAUGUAGAAAAUAGUAAAAAUAAAGAAAAACCCUUGAAUGAGUAGGCGUGUCCAAACUUUUGACUGGUACUGUAUAUAUGUACAGUGCCUUGCAAAUGUUUUCAUCCCCCUUGGCGUUUUUUCCUAUUUUGUUGCAUUACAACCUGUAAUUUAAAUGGAUUAUUAUUUGGAUUUCAUGUAAUGGACAUACACAAAAUAGUCCAAAUUGGUGAAAUGAAAUGAAAAAAAUAACGGAAAAGUGGUGUGUGCAUAUGUGUUCACCCCCUUUGCUAUGAAGCCCCUAAAUAUGAUCUGGUGCAACAAAAUACCUUCAGAAGUCACAUAAUUAGUUAAAUAAAGUCCACCUGUGUGCAAUCUAAGUGUCACAUGAUCGUCACAUGAUCUCAGUAUAUAUACACCUGUUCUGAAAGGCCCCAGAGUCUGCAACACCACUAAGCAAGGGGCACCACCAAGCAAGCGGCACCAUAAAGACCAAGGAGCUCACCAAACAGGUCAGGGACAAAGUUGUGGAGAAGUACAGAUCAGGGUUGGGUUAUAAAAAAAUAUGAUGGUGCAUCCCACGGAGCACCAUUAAAUCCAUUAUUAAAAAAUGGAAAGAAUAUGGCACCACAACAAACCUGCCAAGAGAGGGCCGCCCACCAAAACUCACGGACCAGGCAAGGAGGGCAUUAAUCAGAGAGGCAACAAAGAGACCAAAGAUAACCCUGAAGGAGCUGCAAAGCUCCACAGCGGAGAUUGGAGUAUCUGUCCAUUAGACCACUUUAAGCCGUACACUCCACAGAGCUGGGCUUUACGGAAGAGUGGCCAGAAAAAAGACAUUGCUUAAAGAAAAAUAUAAGCAAACACGUUUUGGUGUUCUCCAAAAGGCAUGUGGGAGACUCCCCAAACACAUGGAAGAGUACUCUGGUCUGAUGAGACUAAAAUUGAGCUUUUUGGGCAUCAAGGAAAAUGUCUGGCGCAAACCCAACACCUCUCAACACCUCUCAUCACCCCGAGAACACCAUCCCCACAGUGGAAUGGCCUAGUGAAAGCCCAGACCUCAAUCCAAUUGAGAAUCUGUGGUAUGACUUAAAGAUUGCUGUACACCAGCGGAACCCAUCCAACUUGAAGGAGCUGGAGCAGUUGUGCCUUGAAGAAUGGGCAAAAAUCCCAGUGGCUAGAUGUGCCAAGCUUAUAGAGACAUACCCCAAGAGACUUGCAGCUGUAAUUGCUGCAAAAGGUGUCUCUACAGAGUAUUGCCUUUGGGGGGGGUAAAUAGUUUUCUGUGUUUUUGUCUUAUUUCGUGUUUGCUUCACAAUAAAAAAUAUUUUGCAUCUUCAAAGUGGUAGGCAUGUUGUGUAAAUCAAAUGAUACAAAUGAUAGGUUGUAAGCCAACAAAAUAGGAAAAAUGCCAAGUGGGGUGUAUACUUUUACAAGCAUUUAGGAUAUAUUAUAUCGAAAAAGAGGACAUCUUAAGGUUUCUAGUGAACCUAAGGUUACGAAUGAACUGUCAAAAUUGAUUUCAGUCAUGGCCUGGGGUGUUCUAGCGGUUAGGUGCCGCUGUCAGUAUGGGUUCAAUUCUGGCCCACACCCUUCUAGCUCAAAUAACUCAAUCCCGGAUUGACUUGAUUUAGUUACACAUUUCAAAUAUAGAAAGUCCAGGGAUAUUUUACCCCCGAUCUUGAAAAGAAAUGACCAUACCAAAUACUUAUAUUUUAAAGACAGUUGUAUUUAACGGAUAACAUAAAUAGGAAACAAAUUAAAAAAUAACAGUAGGUUACACCAACAUCCAUUCAUACAAAGUGUUGGGGAAAUUGCUACAGUAGAGGAAAUUGCUACAGUUGGGGAAAUUGCUACUUUUUUUCUAACAAUACGGAAUGCUUGUCAAUCGAUAAAUCAAGUUGUUCCGAUGAUAAUCCCAACCAGAGGGCGAACAUAUCUUGAAAUACUUUAGUUUCAAGCAGGACUAAGGUAACGCUGACAUAAUCUUUUAGGGAGCGGUAAUGAGGUGACCAAUAAUGGUUGCAAUUGAGAUCAGCUGUGCGGAUGACUUUAGCGCGUAUUGAUGGUUUAACGAGGCAUCAGCUGGCGAUAAUCUAGUGUCAUCGAUUGUUGCAAUAAAUCCCUUGUUAUUUGAUUAUGUUCCAAUACAUUCUGUAGGCUACCCGUUAGCCUAUCCAUUUUCACAUAAUGAAUGGUGUGAAAACCGAUAAUAGGCUACUGCUUGUGUUUCCCUGGCUGAGUUGAUUUGGGCCAUCAGUUGAUUGACAGAUUUUUACAUUUUUAGUCAUUUAGCAGACGUUCUUAUCCAGAGUGAUUUACAGUUAGUGAGUGCAUACAUUUUUUUCAUACUGGCCCCCCGUGGGAAUCGAACCCACAACCCUAGCAUUGCAAGCGCCAUGCUCUACCAACUGAGCUACAGUAGGCAUACUGUAAAACGAUAAACUUUCCUCCAGUGGGGAUGCUCGCCCACGUUUUAUAGUUAGGCUAUGUAUAAUUUGUCAAUAUAGUUAUGGCCUUUGGUGUAGAUGGCCCUUACAGUAGGUGAGAUUUCCAUUGCUAAGCUGUUAUGGCAGUAACUGCUGGACCACACAGGCACUGAGGCCAACCAAUAAUGUAUUCUGCCUAUUGCUUGCCUUGAACAUAUAAUAUAACAAUUCAUAAAAUUACAGAUUUUUCCUAACGAAAGAUACAUCUAACCCCUACAAAUGUGUUCAUUUAUUAUAAUCCACAUAAGAAUUAACCUGCUGUAGCCUGCAUGUAGCCUACAUAGUCUACUUGAACUGGCGCCCAGUGGACCUGCAGUCUAAGGUACAGUGUAGGUAAGGUACUGCAUUGUAUACAAACACUGCUUCCAGCUGCCCCCUGGUGGUGAUUCUAAAUAUUUCUGUAUUGCUUUCAUAUAAUCCCUCCAGAGGCUAGCACUCCUCCUUCCACUGCCUUGAAAGGCUAUGUUUACACCUAGCUCUCCUGCGUCUUUAGUAAUGUCUGAUAUUAUGUCUGCUCAACAGUGUUGAACAUCAACAGACUGUGUGGGAGGCAGAGAGGGUAUGGGAGAGGGGGGAGGGAGGAAGAGAAGGGGGUCUUUUCAAAUCCCAAUUCUGUUUACAAAGAGGUGUUACAACAAUUUCAUUAUAGACCGACUGAUUUGUUUACUUAGUUUCUGCCACCCCAGUUGUUUCCAUGGUGACGGUUGAGAGCCUUUCCAGAGAGGAUGGAAAACCUUGAUCCAGUCUCUUUGGUCUUUCACCUCUCUCCCCCGCUCCGAUCCACUUCACCCCCUUCUGAUUGGUCAGAAGGCUUGGGGCUUGGGGUCAAAGGUUAGAUUGAUUAGAGAGUGCCUUGGUGUGACAGGAAAUAUGACUGGUGUAUAGCUAGACCUCUUGUUGCUAUGCGACUGCCUGGAAGCCGGUAUCAUAUCCGACUCCUUUUGAAAGGAGUGAAUGAAUGGAAUUAAUAGUCAUAGGAUUGGUAGAAUUAAUGUAAUAUUUAAUCUAACCUUCCUAUGAAACUUUGUGUCUAUUGCAACUGGCAUGUAGCCUAUUUCCGUCAGACUAACAGACUCACCACUUGUAGUAGGUGUGAUGCUACAUACUGUUGUUACAACUAAUCCAGUACAAGCUAGGCUCAUUUUCUGUGUGACAUUUUCAUGACAUUUCCAAUAGUUGCAUAUUAAUAAUAAUAAUGAAAUCAAUCAUUGACAUUAAUUGAAACUGUUUUGACAGCAGUCUCCCCACAGAUAUUAGCUCUUUGCCAUCCUCCCUAGACUCCCGCCUUCCUCCCUCCCUCCCUCCCCUUCCUGUGUACACUGUCUGACGUGUCAGACUUACUGCAAUUCUCAGCCCCCCUCGGCUGAUAUGGGUCUGAUGACGGCAGUUGCUAGGUGACCGGCCGUGGUUGCCGUGGCGUCGGUUGUUAGGGGAAGCUUUGUUUGAGUUGCCGUGGGGUGGGGUGGGGUGGGUGAUGAGCAGAGAGGGCAGGGGCAGUGGAGUCAGAGAGGCACUUGUGUGUGUGCAGGCCCAAUUAAAUAGGGACAAACCCUUUCACUAUUCAUAUGACGGACAGAGAAGAUGUCAUUAUCUGAGCUUGGUAAAAGGAGAGGGUUUGACGCAGAUUUCCAAUGUGUUUAUUACAAAUGGGAAAUAAACUGGAUCCUGAACAUCCAACUUUUGCACAGGAGCUAAACAAAAAGAAGAGCAUCUCUCUCUCUCUCUAUCCCUCUCCCCCUCUCUCUCGCUCCCUCUUUCAGUUGGUUGGUCUGUCGAUCUGUAUUUCAACCUGUCUGUCUGUCUGCCUGCCAUCUCUCCUCUCUCUGUCCCUCCAUCAGGUGGGUGACGCGAUGAGGCGGAUGCACGAGCGCAACAACAUCGGCAAGGUGAUCCUGCUCCCAGAGCCAAAGAAAGAGGACAAGAAAGAGGAGGAAAAGGCUGAGUCCAACCCUGAGCCAGCAGAGACAGAGGACAAGAAAGAGGAGGAAAAGGCUGAGAAUAAGAUGGAGACUAGCACAGAAGAGGUCAAGGGAGAGGAGAAUUAA